AAUAAAAACAAUUAAUGUUUCGAUGUAACAAUAGGCAGACACGUAUUGUUGGUGGCCAUAAAUCUAACAAGCUUUAAAACAAUUGUCAGAAAAAGAAUGAAACCAAUCAUGUUCUUUGAUAACACAUCGUUGUUGUAGCUUGUCGAAAGGAAAAUAAUCAGCUUUACACAAAAAGAAUUGUAGCACACAUCUAUUUCACAUAAAAGUAAAAAGAAUAUAAAGUACUUUUUGACCAAAAAAACAGAAUAUGAAGUAGUUCAGAUUCAUCUUACCCGUAUAUCCUCAGCUUCUCUGCAUUAAAAAAAAAAUGGAGUUCUUGAGCUUUUGGCUUUCUCUCUUUAUUCUGUUGAAUCUUACUCUCGCUCAUCUAACCAAUCACGAAGACUUCCUCAGCUGUCUCUCUCGCCGGAUAAACGACUUCACCGUCGAACCUAGAGUCAUACACACAUCUGAAGACUCUUCCUUCUACUCAAUCUUGAAUUCUUCCAUACAAAAUCCAAGACUCUCGGUUCUCGAAACACCUAAACCGGUCUCAAUCAUCACUCCGGUUCAAGCCACCGACGUUCAAUCAACGAUUAAAUGUGCACGGCUUCACGAUAUCCACGUCAGGACUCGGAGUGGUGGUCAUGACUACGAGGGAUUCUCGUACAUCGCCAGAACCAGACCGUUCGUUGUCAUCGAUAUGAGAAAUCUCCGGUCUAUUAAACUAGAUGCUGAUAACCGGACCGGUUGGGUUCAAACCGGAGCUACAAUUGGUGAAUUGUACUACGAGAUCGGGAAAUUAAGCAAAUCACUGGCCUUUCCGGCAGGUCUUUUCCCAACCGUCGGCGUAGGAGGGCAAUUCGGAGGUGGAGGGUACGGCACACUGAUGAGAAAAUACGGUUUAUCGGCUGAUAACGUGAUUGACGCGCAUAUCGUCGAUUCGAGUGGGAGGUUUCUUGACAGACAAGGCAUGGGUGAGGAUUUCUUCUGGGCUAUCCGUGGAGGUGGCGGGUCGAGUUUCUGCGUUGUCUUAUCUUGGAAGAUUAGAUUGGUCGACGUUCCGACAGUAGUAACGGUCUUCGACGUCACGAAAACGUCCCAGAAGGAGGCUGUCCGAACAAUCAACAACUGGCAGUAUGUUGCGGAUAAGGUUCCUGAUGAUCUUUUCAUUAGAGCCAUGCUGCAGAGAUCUAACGAAACAGCGGUUUACGCUUCGUUCCCGGGGCUUUAUCUUGGUCCGGUGAGCGAUCUUUUGGGGUUGAUGGAAGAGAAGUUUCCGGAGCUAGGUCUUGAGAUAGGAGACUGUAGAGAGAUGAGUUGGAUUGAGUCAGUUUUAUGGUUUAUCAAAGGAGAAUCAGUGAAUAUUCUCACGGAACGUAAGCGUACGUCUAGGUCUUUCAAGGGUAAAGAUGAUUUUAUCCAAAAACCGAUACCUAAAACCGCUAUUCGAGAGCUUUGGAAGCGAGUCUACGCGCCAGAGGCUAGGCUAGCGAAGAUCAUACUCACUCCAUUUGGUGGGAGAAUGAGUGAGAUUGCGGAAAAUGAAAUACCAUUCCCACAUAGAGGAGGGAAUAUCUAUGAGAUUCAGUACUUGGCUUAUUGGAAAGAAGAAGAAGACAAGAACAAGAGUGAUACAGAGAAAUAUAUGAGAUGGGUUGAGAGUUUAUAUGAGUUUAUGACUCCUUAUGUUUCAAAAUCACCAAGAGGAGCUUAUGUUAAUUUUAGAGAUGUUGAUUUGGGGUUGUAUAAUCAAGGUAUGAAUAUGAAGACCAAGUAUGAAGAAGGGAAUAUUUGGGGAGUGAAGUAUUUCAAGAACAAUUUCGAUAGAUUGGUGCGAGUGAAAACGAGUGUUGAUCCAAUGGAUUUCUUUUGUGAUGAACAGAGCAUUCCAGUUCUGAAAUCUGUUGAUGUUAUUUAAAUAAAUAUAGAUUUAUUUCCUUGGAAAGUUUUGUU
Messenger RNA from Raphanus sativus (radish), 1935 nucleotides. Its product is annotated as berberine bridge enzyme-like 27. Gene Ontology annotation, molecular function: oxidoreductase activity; FAD binding. Bases 308 to 1900 code for a protein of 530 amino acids. Lineage: Eukaryota; Viridiplantae; Streptophyta; Magnoliopsida; Brassicales; Brassicaceae. The transcript has a single exon. The record is from RefSeq and is a predicted model, not a curated record.